Molecule: messenger RNA, 1638 nt
Organism: Daucus carota subsp. sativus
Lineage: Eukaryota; Viridiplantae; Streptophyta; Magnoliopsida; Apiales; Apiaceae
Exons: 2
Coding region: 53-1198 (381 amino acids)
Source: RefSeq, a predicted model, not a curated record
UGAUUCUGUUGUUUCAGGUUUGCCGUACUUCGAUCCUGAUUUGUGGAAGGAAAUGUCUCGCGACUCGUUUGCUGCUCACUUGAAGAGUUUGGGUGCGGCCCAUACCCUUCCUAAGCCGGCUCCUAAAAAGUCCAAGAAGAAGAAAGCUGAAUCCGGGUCUUCCCGACAGGAGACGGAGGGGACGGGUACCUCUAGUGCGAACCCGGAUCCUCUCUUGGAGGUAGAGGAUCCGGAGUUGAGUGCUGACCAGCUGGGGGUGGAGAGCCCGGAUUUACAACCGAAGCUGAAGAAGAGGAAGCCAAGCUCUUCUGUGAGAAAGGUUGUUGAAGCCGGGAACGUAGAUCUCGGGAAGUCGCCUGUUGAAGUUCUUGAUCUGGAUGUUGAAGGCGAGGAAGGGACCCGGGUGGCUUCUGGAGUUGGCAAGCCGGAGUUUGGCCGGUAUUCUUUGAAGAAGGUGAUAGGACUGAUGUCUGAACUUCCGUCCGAUCAGGAUUGGGAGGUCAUGGAGGAGGAGGGUCUUGUCGAGAAUUUCAAGGGGCUGGGGAGUCUUUGGGCCGAGCUUGGUGGUCGUUUGGCCGGGUUUAACACCCAUGCUCUGAACCAGUUAAAAAAGGAGAGGGAGUUUUCUGCCGAUAGCCUGACCCGGAUCUCCAAACUCGAGAAGAGUCUGGACCUGGCACGGUCGGCCAAGGAGGUGUUGGAGACCGGGAUGGCCACGAGGAUUAAAGAGGCUGAAGCUCGGAAGGAGGCUGAGCUUGGGCAGAGGGCUAAAGAUGCUGAGAUCCGGGCGGAUGAAACUGAGAGGAAGGUCGCCGGGCUGGAGGAGCAGGUAGCUGAGUUGAAGAAGCAGUUGGAGACUCGGAAGGCUCCUGCGGAUGUUAUCUCUGAUUUCCAGAAGUCCCCGGAGUAUGGGGAUGCUUUGUCGAAGGCCGCAGCCGCUGAAGUUAUGCGCUGCUGGACCGUGGCCGAAAAGCAUCUCAAGACGGACCCGGGUGCCAAUGCUCAGAGUUUCAUCGACCUCUAUAUCGCCGCAAAGGACCAAAUCGCUGCAGGUGGGCCGGAGCCCGAACCAUAUGUCGCCCCGGGUCAGGAGGUGGACUCGGAUUCCUCUGCUGAGUCCGAACCUGUGGAUGAAGAGAUUCCUGUCCAAGAUCUUCUUGCCGAUGAUCCUUCCGUCCAAGUCCCUCCUCCUGCUUAGAUUUAUUUUUGCUUUUGUUUUUGAAAACAAUGUUUUGUAAGUCUUCAACAUGCUUGUAUCUCCGGAUUGGUUUAUUGACCGGGUCUGUGUGGACCCGGGACUAUGGAUGCUGGUUUUGCUUAUUUUGACCAAAUAUUUGUUUAUCGUGUUUGCUUGUGAAUGCUUUUAUAUACUUCUCGUUCGAAUUGAUUGUUUUCGUAGCUUUGUACUUAGAAAUUUUUCUAAGUAAAUGGAGUAGAUGGACCCGGGCAAUUUUUACCCGGGUUGAUUGCUUUAUAGAUGUUUGUACUUAGAAAUUUUCCAAGUAAAUGAAAUAGAUGGGCCCGGGUAAGUUCUACCCGGGUUGAUUGCUUUAACAUGUUUGUACUUAAAAUUUUUUCUAAGUAAAUAAAAUGGAUGGACCCGGGUAGAUCUUUCCCGGGUUGACUGCUUAAACAUGU